UCCGCCUCCUAGCUAAGGUUAGCUAGGUGCUUCUCUUCUAUUUGGGUUUCUACGAUUUGGCCGCCCUGUGACAGCUAACGGAAAUGAAGAAGUUUUUCGAUGACAUUAAGAAAGACAUUAAAUUUAAAUCUGCGGGACCUGGGAAGAAACUCACAGACGAUACCAGUUCGAAGGCCGAAAGGGUGCAGAGCGGCUCCAGUGCCAAGAAUAAUCGCCAUGCUCCCAGUGAAGGAGCCCAGAGGGCUGGAGCUGCAGCCCUGGCCAGGAUUGAGCAGCAUCCGCGGCCGAAGGUCCACACCUCUCAGGACGCCAUCAGGAACCAGGUUAAAAGAGAGCUGGAGGCAGAAGCGGCUGCACUGGCUGAAAAAGGAAAGGCAGCCACAGCAGAAGGAUCCAAAGUGCCCGUGAAAGAUCCUGCAUGCCUGUCAGUGUCAGGUGUGUAUUUCACCUGUCCGCUAACUGGAGCCACUUUAACUAAGAGUGAGAGGGAGGUACACAUUAAAGAGGCCAUUUUGAUGCGGUUUGAGGAGGAUGCAGUUGAGGCCUCUGUUAUGAUGAUCCACACAUUUAACAAAGACAGAGAGAAAGUGAAGGCUGCUGUGGACAUCAUAAGCAAGUAUGUUGACAAUAUUUGUAAGAAUCCCACAGAGGAGAAAUACAGGAAGAUUAAACUCAGCAACAAGGUGUACCAGGAGAAAGUUCGUUCUGUGGAGGGCAGUCGAGAGUUCCUGCAGGCCCUGGACUUCAUAAACAUUAUGCUUCCUGUGGAGGGUCAAGAGGAGGAAGAGGAGUUCCUCGUGUUGCCGGAGCAGAGUCCCGAUGUCCUGGAGUUGAUGAAGGAGAGGAGGGAUCGUCUCCAGAGAGGAGAGCCAGUCAGAGCGCAGCUGAACAGACAGCCUCAGGCGUUCAGACCCUCUGCCAACGCCCAACGCUUCGAGCUGCCACCAGAAUUCUACAACCUUUCAGCAGAGGAGCUCAAGAAGGAGCAACAGCAGAGGAGUGAUCUGGUGGAUAAGAACGCCAUGCUGCGCACUAAGGCCAUGAGGGAGAAAGAGGAGCAGAGGGAGAGAAGGAAAUACAACUACACCCUGCUCAGGAUCAGACUGCCUGAUGGAAACCUGCUACAAGGGACCUUUUAUGCGUGGGACCGGCUGUCUGCGCUGUUUGCGUUUGUGCGGGAGUCUUUGGUGGACGGCUGGCAGCCCUUUGAGCUUAUUGCUCCUGGAAGUCAGAAACUACAAGAGUCCGACGAAGUCGCUCUCGCAGAGUGUAACUUGGUCCCUGCGGCUCUGCUCACGUUUGCCUGGGAUGCAGCCGUGCAGGCGGAUAUUGCAGCUGCAGGUGGAAAGAGCCCCUCCCUCCUCAAACCAGAGCUGCUGGAAACCAUUCAGACCCUCAGCUGAGCAGAAACUCUGUCCCUGAGCCCCCCCCUGCUACAGUACCUCCCCUCCUGGCACUAAAUGGGUGAAACUGCCCCUCACAAAUGACUAGUGAUGAGUUUAUUUUUACUACAAAUUCUAACUUAAUUCCGUAGCAGCGAUAGACCAGGGGUAGUCUCACCCUAAUGCUUUUGCUGAGCGUACCCCCCCCUCUCUCCAUGUGGGGAUAAUGUCACACUACAGACUGUCUCAGCAGCACAUUGUGUUGAAGGAAGCAGUACUAACAGAUAUGAGGAGGAAGCGAGGGCCAAGUCUUGUUUUUUGUUGCAUCUUGAAUGAAUGUACGUGCUGUGGAAUAAACAGACUGUGGCAGCAGUCCUCUGUGCUGUAACAGUCAACAGUCAGGUGUUGUUCACGGGGCAUGUUGAGACCUUCUUUUAACUGUGUCAACACUUCCUCCCCUUCUUUUGAAGUCAGCAGCCCGUCGGAUUAACAGUGUUCACCUUUUGACUGUAGAAGAAAAUUAUGAGUAGUGAAGCCAAGUGACUCCGGUCAGGUACUGUUGUUCAUCCUUUCAGCACCGAGCUUCUUUCGUUUUGAGAGCCGCUGGGUGUCUGAUCCCUGGCUUUACGUAAGGCUGAAAUGCUUCUGUGUUCGGCGGUGCUCAAGGUUAACAGUGUUUUGUCUGAUUUGGUGUGAUAUGAAUCUGGCUUUCCUGUUUGUCCUCAGCUCUGCAGUGGCCUUGCACUCCUUGGUGUUGUACAACAGACUUCUCUGAUUGCUUUCAGAAUAAAAGCACCAAGUGUAUUUUUACAUCUAUGAGCACAAGCCUAAACCAGAAAUCAGAUAAUUUCACUUAAAAUUUUGGUCCAAAACUGAAAAGUUGUCCACUGAUAAGACCCCCGAUGUGCAACAUUUUUUUAUUGGCCGUGUAAUGAUGUUCUAAUACCAAAAUAUUUUCUUAUAUUUUACCACUUUGAAGCGCUUUUCAGGAUUAUUUAAAACUAUAUAAAUGCUUUAGGUGUAAAGUAUGCCCUAAAUGUAAAAUGUAAAAAAAAAAACCCUUCUCAAACAUACUGCUUUGUUCACACUACUCAAGUGAUAAAUGGUUUAAUUUCAGAGGCUCACUGCAGAAGCUUCAUGCAACCAACUUACUCUGGCAUGCAGGCAGGCAUGAAUUAUUUAUUUUAUUAAACUGGCAGCAUGGACUUGUUUCUUGAUCAUGGUGGUUUUAAUUAAGUCUUGUAUUUUGUUUGUAUCAAACACAUUUCCUUGUGUUAAAAGGGGUCUACAUUUCAAACAGGGUGGCCAUACAUAUGAAAAUAUAAUUCAUAGCACCACCUGCAUCCAAUGAGAAAUUUAAGUUGUGAAAAACUUAAGUUCCAAAUUUACCCCAAAAUUGUGUAAAACGUUGUAGAUCCACCCUUUCUCUUGAUACACGUCAUUGAAGGUUAGUACGUUUAUUUCGGUAGUGGUUUUGCUGUAUGUGAGUCUACCAGGUAAAUUGUAAAAGCUAAGUAUAGUUUCUCCUGCUUGUGGUUGGUUAAGAUAACAACAUCCUACCUCUUAUUGGUCAUCUCUGUAAUACAUCCCAGUGAGUUUCACACAAAAGGCAAAAAGUAGAUAUUUAAAGUCCUGGCAUUGUUUUGUUUUACAUCAAAAUCUUUAACAACUUAAAUCUGCACACAAAAUACACAUAACUGCUGAGUUAUACAAUCUGAUGUCAAGUGUAAACUCUGUGGAUAAUCCCAGCAUCCGUCAAGCCAAGUCGGUCAUAAACAUUUCUGCACUCCUCUGCUGUCUCGUUCAGCCUGUCCACCAGGUGCCCACAGGUAUUCAAUAGAAGGGAGAAAAUGUUUUAUCUGCAUUGUUACCUUAUUAAAAAAAUUAGUGAGCAGUUGUGAUCUGUCCAGAUGUUUGGAGUUGUGUUCUGUUGCUUUUUAACCUGCCUGUAAUAAAGAUCGCUUGCACUGCAUCUUACCUUUUGUUUAAUAAACAGAGGCAAAUCAGUGUUUAACUUUGAUCUAUACCUAAAGAGAGGCGACUUAACACCCACUAACACAUGACUGACUAGACAUGGCAUGCUCUAUGCUGACUUUCCUGAAAAGAAAUGUGUUGCAUGCUAGUGUUGAAGUUAAAUAAUACUUUAUUGAAAACAAAGAGCAUCUGCAACAACACCUGCAAAUGAAACAACUGAGGGU
Messenger RNA from Chelmon rostratus (copperband butterflyfish), 3580 nucleotides. RefSeq names its product UBX domain protein 6 (gene ubxn6). The record is from RefSeq and is a predicted model, not a curated record. Gene Ontology annotation, cellular component: cytoplasm. NCBI's taxonomy places the organism in Eukaryota, Metazoa, Chordata, Actinopteri, Chaetodontiformes, Chaetodontidae. Gene Ontology annotation, molecular function: protein binding. Bases 84 to 1403 code for a protein of 439 amino acids. The transcript has 11 exons.